Molecule: messenger RNA, 450 nt
Organism: Fomitopsis serialis
Lineage: Eukaryota; Fungi; Basidiomycota; Agaricomycetes; Polyporales; Fomitopsidaceae
Product: C2 domain-containing protein
Exons: 2
Source: RefSeq, a predicted model, not a curated record
AUGGAAAUCGGAACACUGGUCGUUGUCGUGCUGAAGGCCCGGAACCUCCCCGACAGGCACUCGCUCUACAAGCAAGACGUCUUGUCACAGGUGGCAAUAGGGGGCAGCACGAAGUCCACCAAGGUCGAUGUUAAAGGCGGGCAGCACCCCGUCUGGGACGAAGAGCUUCGCUUCCCGAUCUACCAGAAGACGAAGCAGGCGGACAGGACCAUGGAGGUGAGCUGCUGGCGGAAGGAGCCUCGCGGCGUGGAGUGCAUCGGCAAGGGUGCCGUCGAUAUCGAGGAGACCUUGAGGACAGGAGAGUUCGAUGACUGGGUGAAGCUCGAGGAGAACGGCACCUACCGCGGAGAGCUCUACCUCGAGAUGACCUACUUCGCGACGGGUCCUGCGCCCCUGCAACGGCGGAAGACGAAGAUGCCCACCUCAGAACGACUUGUACGCUCUUCUCAG